Messenger RNA from Zingiber officinale, 2317 nucleotides. Its product is annotated as peroxisomal membrane protein 11-4-like. Bases 1444 to 2103 code for a protein of 219 amino acids. NCBI's taxonomy places the organism in Eukaryota, Viridiplantae, Streptophyta, Magnoliopsida, Zingiberales, Zingiberaceae. Gene Ontology annotation, biological process: peroxisome fission; regulation of peroxisome size. The transcript has a single exon. The record is from RefSeq and is a predicted model, not a curated record. Gene Ontology annotation, cellular component: peroxisomal membrane.
AGGCUGUUCAGGAGGUUCUAGUCGCUAGUCCCCCACCACCGCGUGUCAGGACGAGUUCGCACAUUUCAGUUUCCUUAUUAUGUUAUAGACUAUGUUUCAAACUUGUAUCUUUUGACAUUUGGAUCUUGUACGAUUUCUUAUUCUCGAUGGGUUUUCGUUUAGAUGCAUGCUGAUGAUUUGUGUUUUAUGAGCGUAGUUGAGUAGGAUACCGAAUUUAUAUUUUAUGGGUGUAGUUGAGUAGGAUAUCGGAUUUGUGCUUUAUGGAUGUAGUUGAGUAGGUUAUUUGAAAUGUUUAUCUUAUCGUUGCUUAGGUUAAUGUUUUACUAUUAAACUGCGUGGGUGUUUGAUUAUUUUCAUUGCUAUUAUACAUAUGUUCCAGCCGUGUUGGCCGAGGUAUCUGGAUUGAUGUAGUCAAGUUUCAUAUUGUCACCUGUACAGAGGAGAUGUUGUCGAAAUUUCUUCUGGCAGAGACUACCUGGGGUGUGCCAGUCUGGAUUUUUACUCAGUAUCUGAGACUUCAAGACUUCAUGCUGAACAUCUAAUCCAUGACCUAUCUAAUCUUCCACCUAGUGUCUGCGACCCCCAGGAUUUUCACCUAGAGUCCUCGACUCAAGAAUUUCAUCCAAAGUUCUCGACCCGCCAAGACUUCGUCGAGUCCCCUAGACCAAGACUUCGUUGUCUAACUGCAGGUAGGACUUUCUACUUGUCUAACCGUAGUUAGGAUUUUCCACAUGCCUAGUAUCAACUAGGACUUUCCUGCAAACUCAGUCAACUUUAUUAAACAAUAAGAAAUAUUAACUUUAAACUUUUAGUCAUAUUCAAAACUUAGAUUCGACCGCCUGAUACUUUCUGUACCAAUAUAUAGUCUGUUAUUUUAUUUUAUUUGUCUUUUGGUUAUAUAUCGGUGUUGUUUUAUUAUGAGAGAUGAAGAUUCUACAAUUCUACAGCGUCCAAUUGUGAAAUUAUAGUAGAAGUUUUCUAUAUUGUUGAAGUACCCGAUCUAGGUCUAUAAGUGUAGCAUUUGGGAUGAGAAAUUAUUGUGUUAGCAUGACCUUCAAUCACAGGCGGUAAACCUCGCCGAAUGUUAUCAAUCCGCAAUACUGCAACUCUGUAGCUUAGUAAAUGACAAUGUAACGUUGAAUAAGAUGAAUCUCACCCCACAGACACGGUGCAAUGCAACGGUAAAGUGUCAAGAUAGAUUCCUAAAGGAUUAAAAAAAAACUCUCGCGGUGCAUUAUCCAUUUCUGGACCGGCUGAUAGCGUAUUUGGUCAACAAGUGAUGGUAGCCACCAGGGAGAGGCAGAGAAAGACAAAACAAUUCUAUCCCCCACUGACCUCGCUUCUCGCCAGGAACUCAAAACCCGUUAUCCAAAGACACAGCAACGUCCUCCGCCACUGCUGCAAACAACACCACCUCUUCUCCCCCUUCUUCCUCACUUCAACAUGAACGACACCGUCGACAAGCUCGUCGUCUUCCUCGCGAAGCGCGACGGCAUCGACAAGCUAGUCAAGACCUUCCAGUACGUCUCCAAGCUCGUGCAUUGGCAGGCGGAGGCAUCCCGCCCGGACCUCGCCCGCCGCGCCAAGAGCUGGGAGGUCGCCUCCGGCCUCAGCCGCAAGGCCUUCCGCUCCGGCCGCUUCCUCACAGGUUUCAACGCCCUCCGGCGCAGCCCGGGGAGCACCCCGCUGUUCCGCUUCCUCGCUGUCUUUGCCAACGCCGGUGAGAUGGUCUACUUCUUCUUCGAUCACUUCCUCUGGCUCUCCCGCGUCGGGGUGCUCGACGCCGGCCUGGCGCGGCGAAUGAGCUACGUCUCGGCCUUCGGUGAGGCGCUGGGAUACGUCUUCUUCGUGGCCAUGGACGCCAUUAUGAUAAAGAAGGGGUUGGCGGAGGAGGCGACGGCGGCCCAGGAGGAGGAGGUGAGGCGGAUCAGAGGUGAUAGGGUGAUGAGAUUGAUGGCGGUAGCGGCCAACCUGGCGGAUUUUGUUAUUGCGGUGGCAGACAUCGAGCCUAAUCCUUUCUGCAACCAUGCCGUCACGUUGGGUAUCAGCGGCUUGGUCUCAGCGUGGGCUGGUUGGUACAGGAACUGGCCCUCAAAAAUUUAAUUCAAGGAGAGUGAGGAGGAGAUUUCAAGAUCGCUCGCAUACUGAUAAUACAGAUAACAAAACAACAUCUGCCGUUUGGGUAAAGGCAAAGCUUGCUUGCUUGUACCAGUUGUUAUACAAUCAUAUAAUCUUAUAUAUCACAUCUCAAGUCUACAAUCCUCUGCAACCAACUUGUUCUUUCGAUACAAAUUAAUUCAUAUUACAGUUGUUAGUA